Messenger RNA from Adelges cooleyi (spruce gall adelgid), 823 nucleotides. RefSeq lists its product as uncharacterized. The coding region runs from base 184 to 732 and encodes 182 amino acids. The transcript has 4 exons. Gene Ontology annotation, cellular component: mitochondrial ribosome. NCBI's taxonomy places the organism in Eukaryota, Metazoa, Arthropoda, Insecta, Hemiptera, Adelgidae. The record is from RefSeq and is a predicted model, not a curated record.
AGAAUAAUUUGAGACAAUAUAAUUAUUAAUUUGUAUUUAAGUUAAAAAUGAAGUAAAAAUGUUUAGUACCUAUUUCAGUUAAUUGGUGAUUAAAGAAAAAAAAUAAUUUUUUUUCAAUUCUAAUAUAAUAUUUAUUUUUUAAUCAAACGUGUAAUUACAUUACAACUUACUUUUUUUUUAGCGAUGUUUUCAACAAGAAAUUUAGUUCGGUCUUUAAUGAAAUUGACUCGAGUAGCAACUGUCGAGCCAAAAUCAAAUAUUAUGAUCGGUGUUCGUCAUUUAGGUAGCAUUUAUGAACCAGAAUACUUAGACAGUCUUGAACCUGAUAUUCCAGAGUAUGAAGAGCUUAAUGUACAAAUAAAAGGCUAUGAUUUUGCUGUAUUAGAAUCGUUUCAAAAAUUUGUCCAUACAGCAGCAGAAAACAUGGAUAUCGAAGUAUCUGAUGGGUGGGCAUUGCCUCCACAAGUAUUUAAUGUGAAGAGGUUAGUUCCAAAUAGUGAAACGGUUGAAGCUCAACAUAUACUUAACAUUUAUGAACGUAAUAUUCAGAUUGUCGAUGUACCGUCAACUAAGCUAUCAUUACUAAUUGAAGUUAUUGAAGAUUCAUUGCCAGCUGGUGUGUCUGUAUCAGUCCAUCCGCAUACAGAAGAACACGAGAAAUUGAAGUAUAUACCGGACAGUGAAUUGAAACAAUUAAAAGAUCAACUGGAUGAAAUAAGAAAGAAAAAAUAAUAUUAUCUUGUUGUAGUACUUAUACAAAAACUAUAUGUUAACAUAGAAAUAAAAGUAUAAAUAAAGCUUAAAAAUAUUUAUCAGAAAACAA